AUGCGACCCUCAACGGCGUGUUUGAACUGUAGAAGUUCUAAGCGCAGAUGCGAUCGCGCAGACAGCUCAGCAGCAUGUUCCCAGUGUGUUCAGCGAAACUUGCAGUGCCCAACUACAAUCACCAGCCCCCAACUUUCAAGAACAUCAGAUGUUCGAGAUCCUCGGCGCUCUAGUCAGUCAUUCCAUACAAGAGACGAGAGGAUGUACUUGGUAGACCUCUACUUUCGCUUUGUUCAUGACUCCCCUCACAGCCUCUUCCAUGAGCCCACUUUUAAAGCCAGUGUUGCAGACGGUUCAGUGUCCAAACCUGUUCUCCUUGCUAUGCUAGGUUUGUCUGCAAGGUUUGCUACAGAGUCUGAUAUUGUUGCUCGUGGGCCAAUGUAUCGCGCUCAAGCUACUGCAGCAUUAAAGGAAGACUUGGAACAUAUUUGUAUCGAGAACAUCCAAGCUUGUAUUCUCGUUGGGAACAACUUCUUCGGCGAAGGAGACGCAGAUGCUGAGUCUCUGUAUUUUGGACUUGCAAGUCGAAUGACUCAAAUCUUGAAGCUGGGUGAGAUUGACGAAAAUGAUGACGGCGUGAUGCGAGAAGUCAAGAGACGUAUAUUCUGGACGUGCUUCAUUAUCGACACUUGGGCUAGUGGGGGUUCUAACCUCUCACCGCAGUUCAGAUGGGGAACCAAACAACCUCGAGGACCACUCGACGAAUACAUGUUCUACAACAUGAGAUCGGGAGAUGGAGACGUCGCAGACUUAGAGUGGAAGCCUGGGUUGUGGGCUCACAUGGUCAGACUGGUUGGGUUAUAUGCUGAGAUACAGAACCUCCAGCAAGAACUCGCGAAUGGGGUUGAGUGGAACGAAUCCUCUAUAGAUGAGUCAGUGCAACGACUUGAAGCUGAGCUCAGGGCUUUCGAGGAGGGUUUGGGCCCUGGAUUGGUGUUCUCAAGGGAAAACCUGGUUUCUUUCGUCAGGCGUGGCUUAGGGCGCGUCUUCAUUGCCUUUCAUCUGGGCUAUCAUCAUUAUUAUACGCUUUUAUUUUACCAAUACCUCGACCAUCGUCGACCGCCGACAAGAAACGGCCGCAAGUACGCUAGCUCCUGCAAAGCGCAUGCUGCCAUUGUAUGCGACGUUCUCAAGGCCUCCCGAGAGGUCCCCGGAGCCGAAGCGCUCUACAACAUCGUGGGACAUGUGACAAUCGUGUCCUCGUCGGUGUUAUUGCACACAUAUCUAUUCGGAGAGUCUCAUGAGCUUGAGGAGUCAAGAGACCGGCUGAGUUCAAACCUCGAAUCCUUGGUACAACUGAGAAAUUACUGGCCCAGCGUGGAGAUGAUGAUCAAACGACUGGUUGUCUUUCAGAAGAAUUGCAUUCAAUCAAUGAAUGCAGAGUCUUACCGAUUCGACAGGUGGAUGGUCAAGUUUCUCAUUGCUCACGCACUUGCUCUUGAAGACAAGGUGGAUGAUAGCUGGUCAGCUGCCAGCGUGGAUGCAACAAACGGAGAUGCCCAUCUAGAGCGAGGUCGUAUCACUCAAGCCAUGAUUAUGGAUAUACAAAACUACGAUACAGAGACAUGA
Fusarium mangiferae is the source of this 1569-nucleotide messenger RNA. RefSeq lists its product as uncharacterized. The record is from RefSeq and is a predicted model, not a curated record. Lineage: Eukaryota; Fungi; Ascomycota; Sordariomycetes; Hypocreales; Nectriaceae. The transcript is spliced from 4 exons. Gene Ontology annotation, molecular function: DNA-binding transcription factor activity, RNA polymerase II-specific; zinc ion binding; DNA binding. Gene Ontology annotation, biological process: DNA-templated transcription; regulation of DNA-templated transcription. Gene Ontology annotation, cellular component: nucleus. The coding region runs from base 1 to 1569 and encodes 522 amino acids.